Messenger RNA from Capsicum annuum, 2375 nucleotides. RefSeq names its product leucine aminopeptidase. Lineage: Eukaryota; Viridiplantae; Streptophyta; Magnoliopsida; Solanales; Solanaceae. The coding region runs from base 179 to 2020 and encodes 613 amino acids. The transcript is spliced from 4 exons. Gene Ontology annotation, molecular function: metallopeptidase activity; zinc ion binding. Gene Ontology annotation, cellular component: cytosol. The record is from RefSeq and is a predicted model, not a curated record. Gene Ontology annotation, biological process: proteolysis.
GAUAAAAGUAAACUAAAAAAAUAUUUUUAAGAUCGUGCACAAUAAAAAAUCGCUUCUCUCCAUCUGCAAAAACCCUCUAAAACCAGGUCCCGUACGCUACGAAUUCCCUCUUCUUCCAGUUCCAUCAUCGUACUCUCCGACCUUGUUGUAUAAAAUCUUCGUUGGUGAUCAAUUUCCAAUGGCACCCGUUGAUCCACAUUCCUUCGCUGAUUCAGCUCACCCAUUUACCACACAUAUUUCCCUCACUCUCUACUUUGAUUUUCCAUCUUCCACAAUCUCCUCUGCUACUCUUCUCUCCCUUCCAUCCCCUUACUCGGGACCCCUCACUCUUGACACUCGCUCACUCUCUGUCUCCUCUGUGCUCGACCCACUUUCCCUUUCCCAGCUACCUUUCUCACUCUCUCCUUCUCAACCAGACCCAAUUCUUGGACAAUCACUCACCAUUUCCCUUUCUAACCAAACCCAAGUCUUGAUUCUCUCCCAAACUAGCCCUUUAAGUUCCGCCCUUCAAUGGCUUUCCCCUCCUCAAACUUUCAACAAAACUCACCCUUUUGUGUACACCCAAUGUCAGUCUAUUCACGCUCGUUCAAUCUUUCCUUGUCAGGAUACACCUGCUGCACGUGUCAAGUAUUCUGCAAAGUUGAACAUCCCGCGCCAGCUAUCGGCUGUUAUGGCCGCUAGACACGUGGAGAGGCGGUCCCCUCUUCUGUCUGAGGCGCAAGGGGUUUGUGAGGAUUCAGUUUGGUGUGGGGAUGAUAGGAUGGUGGAGGAGUUUGUGAUGGAACAACCUAUACCUCCAUAUUUAUUUGCAUUUGCAGUGGGGGAGUUGGGGUUCAGGGAGAUGGGUCCCAGGACUAGGGUGUAUGCUGAGGCUGUUCCUGAGGUCUUGGAUGCUGCUGCUACGGAGUUUGCUGGUACUGAAGAGAUGAUUCAGGUUGGGGAGAGGCUUUUUGGACCUUAUGAUUGGGAAAGGUUCGAUCUUUUGGUGUUGCCUCCGAGUUUCCCUUAUGGCGGAAUGGAGAACCCAAGGAUGGUUUUCUUGACGCCAACUGUGAUCAAGGGGGACGCCAGUGGAGCGCAGGUGGUAGCUCAUGAGCUUGCUCACAGUUGGACUGGGAAUUUGAUCACUAACAAAAACAACGAUCACUUUUGGUUGAAUGAGGGUUUUACAACAUAUGCAGAGCGAAGAAUUGUUGAGGCUGUGCAAGGGGAGGAUAUAGCUGCAUUAAAUAUUGGAAUUGGUUGGAGGGGACUAGUUGAGGAGAUGGAGAGAUUCAAGGACAACAUGGAGUUCACAAAGCUCAAGACAAAUCAGGCAGGUGUUGAUCCAGAUGAUGUGUAUUCUCAAGUUCCAUAUGAAAAAGGCUUCCAGUUUUUAUGGCGCAUUGAGAGACAGAUUGGACGACCUGCUUUUGAUGACUUCCUGAAGAAGUAUAUUGCUACAUUCAAGUUUCAAUCUAUUGAUACCGAUAUGUUUCUCAAUUUCCUUAAAGCUAAUAUUCCUGGAAUAGAAAACGAGAUUGAUUUGAAACUUUGGACUGAGGGCACAGGGAUUCCCCCAGAUGCCAUGGAACCAGUUUCUAACAUCUAUUCAAAGAUUGUUUCACUCGCUAAUGCGUUCAACCAAGGUAGGAUGCCAAGAGAAGAUGAAGUUGCUGACUGGAAGGGACAGGAAUGGGAGCUUUACCUCGAGAACCUGCCUAAAUCUGUUGAAGCAUCUCAGGUCACAGCCUUAGAUGCUCGCUACCGUCUCUCAGAAUCAAAAGACUAUGAAGUCCGAGUAGCUUUUCUUCAGCUUGCCAUUUCAGCAAGGUGCAGAGACUACUAUGGUGUGGUGGAGAAAACCCUGAAAGAAGUUGGUAGGAUGAAGUACCUUCGUCCACUCUAUACUACACUCGUACAAGGUGCCGGGAAGGAAGAAGAAAAAGUUUUCGCUAGGAGGGUAUUUACGGAGGCUUGUGAUUGUUAUCACCCUAUAGCUCAAGGUGUUGCUGAGGCUAUCCUUGCAAAGCAUGCCUGAAGGUUCUGUAAAUAUGAAACUUGCUGACGCAACUGGAAACUUGACAUAUACGUCUGUUGCCUUAAUCUGGUUGACUGUGCUGGUGCUUUCUCAGCAUUGUGUGUAAUCUUUUCCUAAAUAGUUGCUGUUAUUGAAUAGGCGCAUUACUAAGUAUCACAGAGGAACCGAGUGAUUUUAUUGUAAGAAGUUCAAAGGGUUGGUUUUAAUGUUUGAUUAGUGUACGUAUUCAAGCGAUGUGUGGAUAAUAUUAAAACAUUAACUGUAAAUCAUUUCGCAUUGAAACGUCUAGUGUUCAAUCAUAUAACUAUCAUAUUUCUCAAUAAAAUGUGAAAAAAAAAAAAUCUAUCCUUCUGCA